Molecule: messenger RNA, 3191 nt
Organism: Leptidea sinapis
Lineage: Eukaryota; Metazoa; Arthropoda; Insecta; Lepidoptera; Pieridae
Product: putative RNA-binding protein Luc7-like 2
Exons: 7
Coding region: 231-1262 (343 amino acids)
Biological process (GO): mRNA splice site recognition
Cellular component (GO): U2-type prespliceosome; U1 snRNP
Molecular function (GO): mRNA binding
Source: RefSeq, a predicted model, not a curated record
GGUUAGGUACCUAUUAUUGAGAUCAAACUUGGAUUUGUAUUUCACUGUUUCGUAAUUCGUAUUUCUAGUGAAAGUACACUGUUUACUUAACAUUUUACAAGUAGAGUGAUAGUGAGUUUGCUUUUGUAACGUUCGUCAAAAAUAUUCAGUUGUUUAAAAAUAAUGUUUAGAUAUUCCAGAGGUUUGGCGUGUUUCUUUUAGAUUCUUGUGCGCUUUAACUGAAAAAAAAGAUGUCGGCACACGAGCAAAUGAGAGCUAUGUUAGAUCAACUGAUGGGCACAGCACGGAAUGGUGAAACAGAUAAGCAUGGGGUAAAAUUCUAUGAUGAUAACGUAUGCAAAUCAUUUCUACUACAAUGCUGCCCACAUGAAAUAUUAUCAUCCACCCGCAUGGACUUAGGUGAGUGUCCAAAAAUUCAUGAUCUGGCUCUCCGUGCUGACUUUGAAUUAGCCUCAAAAAACAAAGAUUACUUCUAUGAUAUUGAUGCUACAGAACAUUUAGAGGCAUUCAUUGCUGAUUGUGAUCGUCGAACAACAGCUGCCAAACAACGUUUGGCUGAGACACAAGAGGAACUAUCUGCUGAAGUCACGGAAAGGGCUAAUGUUGUGCAUGAACUAGCAGAACAAAUUGGACAAAAAUUGGCUAGAGCAGAGGCCCUUGGUGAAGAGGGUAUGGUUGAAGAGAGUAUGAAUCUGAUGGUAGAGAUUGAUGAACUUCGUAAAAAGAAAGCUUUGGCUGAACAAGAAUAUAGAAACUCAAUGCCGGCGUCGUCAUACCAACAGCAGAAAUUGAGAGUGUGUGAAGUUUGUUCUGCUUACCUUGGCAUCCACGACAAUGAUCGUAGAUUGGCUGACCACUUUGGUGGUAAACUACAUUUGGGAUUUAUCACUAUACGGGAAAAACUUGCCGAGUUGAAGAAAACUGUUGACAAGCGCCGCGACGAGCGUGGAGCUGAGCGAGACCGAAGUGGCGGCAGGAGGCACUAUGUGGGUGGACGCGAGUUGGACCGGCGCGCGCGCAGACACCGCGAGACGCCGCGCGACCGUGGCGACCGCGACCGAGAGCGGAAGGAGGCUGAGCGGGAGCGGGGCCGGGAACGAGAGAAGGAGCGCGACAAGGAACGGGAGAGACGUCGCAGUCGUUCUCGUAGCCGCAGCAAGCGCGACGAGGCCCGCAGUCGGGAGAGAGAGCGCGAGCGGGUCCGUGACAUGCGCCGCAGUCGCUCGUACCGCUCGGCGUCCCGGGAGCGGCGGCGGGAGUAGUGCGGGGAACAUGGCGGCGGCGGGAAGUACGGACCAGUGUUAUAUUACCCGAUGACACAUUGAACAUCCGUACUUCAAUCAUUGUGUGCGUAAAAAUUCCCAAAAUAACAAUAAUUAAUACUUACACAUGCAGUACUCUUGGACAUUGCCGAAUUCAAUAGUUCAAAAACACUGGUAUAGUGUUUGCUAAAUUUUUAUGCCGUUUGUUUUACUAUUGGGCUGACAUAAAACAAGCACGUUUCUUUUAGUUUAGGGGCGCGUAUUUUUAGCCAUUCCUGUUUGUUAGUUUGUGUAACAUUAGCUGGCUGGGAUGAAAACAGGUAACGCGUGUGUCUGUAACACACGAAUGACCCUUGUUGCCAAGGUAAAGUUUUGUGGGUUAUCUUAUGUAAUAAUAAUAACAAAAAUACAGAAAAAGACUCAUUUUUACACAUAUGUUUGACUUUUCUAACUAAUGACAUAUUAAUGAUCAGUGAAGUUCUAACAGUGUGAAUGUAAAUAAUGGCAUAUUUACAGAAAUAAUAAAAUGUAAUUAUGCAAUGGAAAUAUACUAUUUGUAAAUUUAUACUAUGUUAUAUAUCAACUUCGUGGCCCUUGUUGGUUUAUUUUAUUUAUUAUUCAACUAGCUUUUAUCUGCUACUUUUUUAUGGGACUUUUUUUAUAUGUUGACUGACAUAAAAAAUAUGUCGUGAUAUGUGUGAAAGACCUAAAUCAUCUAAAUGAGUAUUAAAAUUUCAAAUUAUUAUAAUCUAAUAAACCCUUCGGAAGGACUGACACAUAAAUGAUAGGUUUCAGAUAUAUUAUGUUAUAUCUCAAACAUAUGUUACAUGUAUAGAUGUAAGUAAAAUUAAAUAAUAAUAGAGAUCGAUUUUAAAAAUAUAUCUUUAAUUCUUUUUCUGAAAGGAAUGUGGAAACAUUGACCAAAUCAUUGCAAUUAUUAUAUUGUUAGGUGGAAAUCACGAAUAACGUAAGCUCGGAAAUGAUUCUCUUGCUUUCCUUCAUCACAACACUUUUUACUCAUUAUUUAUGGAUAAGUAGCUAAGGCGAGAACGCUUUAAAAAAAAUCUCACUUCGCAUUUAUAAUAUUAGUGAGGAUGACAUCAACAUGUAACACCAACUAACAAUGAUUGUCCGUUAGAACUUCACUGACAGUAUCUGUGUUGAUAUUGUAUCAAUUUGUAAUGUAAUCAUUACUUUCAUCUAUAUUAAGUGUCGAGGAUUAAACAUGUUUGGACUGUAGUAUAACAGUGAUGGACCACAAUUACAUCAUGUUGUAUAAAUAUCAUCAUAACUUCUUGUGCAUUGCCUUCAUUAUUAAUAAUUAGAUUUCACACAUGUUGUGGUAUCAUACUUUUAUGUAUCAAGUCAAUGCAGUCAAGAUAUAAUUAUAAGUUUAAGAUAGUUUAUUGAAUAAGUAAUUGUUUAUAGCUUAGAUCAUUUAUAUAUCUAGAUAGACUGACAGCUGAAAACACGCCGAAAAAGGUCUACCUGAAGCAAGAGGCUCUAUCUAGGUGUAUAAAUAAUCUAUGGUUAAGGUAGGAUAGGGGUAGGGGGGGGAAUGCAGACGAAUGUAUUCCCUUGAUUCAGGCCUCGCCCGAUAAGCGGUUUGCUUAUAGUUAGUAGUAGUUUUGGAUAUUCUCAAUUUGAUAUUAUUUCAUGUCAUGCUAAUGAAGUGAAUAAGAUAUAUAUUUUAAAAUAGUUUUAUUUAUAACUAAGGUACCAUUGUGUUAGAAUUCAAUAGUAAUUUUGGUUUCACAUUUGAUGAUUAUGCAUGAGCACUGGUGGUAUAUACAUCCGUCAUGCUGCAAAUUGAUUGAAAUUUUUAAAUGUCGUGAAUUAUUUUGGUCCAGCGUCUGGGAUGUUAAUUGUAACAAUUUGUUUUAUAUAUUUGUCUAUUAUUCUUGUGUUACAAUAAAAUAUAAAAUAAUU